Messenger RNA from Mangifera indica (mango), 1702 nucleotides. RefSeq names its product G2/mitotic-specific cyclin S13-7-like. Gene Ontology annotation, molecular function: cyclin-dependent protein serine/threonine kinase regulator activity. NCBI's taxonomy places the organism in Eukaryota, Viridiplantae, Streptophyta, Magnoliopsida, Sapindales, Anacardiaceae. The record is from RefSeq and is a predicted model, not a curated record. Gene Ontology annotation, cellular component: nucleus; cytoplasm; centrosome. Bases 86 to 1489 code for a protein of 467 amino acids. Gene Ontology annotation, biological process: regulation of cyclin-dependent protein serine/threonine kinase activity; mitotic cell cycle phase transition. The transcript has 6 exons.
UCUCACCUUCUCUCUUCGCCGCUUUCUCACAAGUCACAACCCAGUGACAGUAACAUUCUCAGAAGAACAAGAAGACAGAAGAAUAAUGGCUUCAAGACCCAUUGUUCCACAACAAAUCAGAGAUGAGGCAGUCGUAAAAGGGGGAGCAGUUAAACCACAGAGGAAAACCGGUGCGGCUGCUGAUGGGAGAAAUCGCCGAGCACUUGGUGAUAUAGGCAAUCUCGUGACUGAUCCAGGAGUCGAUGGCAAGCCGCACCCUCAGGUUACUCGUCCCGUCACCAGGAGCUUUUGUGCCCAAUUACUUGCCAAGGCACAAGCUGCAGCAGCUGCGGAGAAUAACAAGAAACAAGUUUGUGUUAAUGUGGACAAAGCGCCUAUUCUUGUUGAGGGACUUCCGGUGGGUAAAAAACCAGUGGCCGCAAAGGCCGCUCAAAAGAAAGUCUCUGUCAAACCAAAGCCCCAGGAGGUGAUUGAGAUUAGUCCGGAUACAGAAGAACAGGUUAAGGCUAAUAAGAAGCAAGGAAAGGCUCUUGUAAACACCAAAAAGGAGAAAGAUGGGUUAUCCAAGAAGACUCUGAGUUCGGUACUUACUGCUCGAAGCAAAGCCGCUUGUGGUCUGGCUAACAAGCCAAAGGAAGAGAUCAUUGAUAUUGAUGCAAAAGAUGCUAACAAUGAUUUGGCUGGAGUUGAAUAUGUUGAGGACAUCUAUAAGUUCUACAAACUAGUAGAGAAUGAAAACAGGCCACACAGUUAUAUGCAUUCACAGACUGAAAUUAAUGAUAAAAUGAGAGCCAUAUUGGUGGAUUGGUUGAUCGAUGUUCAUCAAAAGUUUGAGCUUUCUCCUGAGACUCUUUAUUUAACCAUCAAUAUAAUUGAUCGGUUUCUUGCUGUGAAGAAUGUCCCUAGAAGGGAACUACAGUUGCUAGGCAUGGGGGCCAUGCUUAUAGCCUCUAAGUAUGAAGAAAUCUGGGCACCAGAGGUCAAUGAUUUGGUCUGCAUUUCAGAUAGAGCCUACUCUCACCAACAGGUUUUGCUUAUGGAGAAAACAAUAUUGGGAAAACUUGAGUGGACUUUGACAGUGCCAACACAUUAUGUAUUUCUCACUCGAUUCAUCAAGGCAUCAAUUCCCGAUCAGCAAAUGGAGAACAUGGUUUAUUUUCUUGCUGAGUUGGGGUUAAUGAAUUAUGACACCUUAAUCUUCUGCCCAUCAAUGGUUGCGGCUUCAGCAGUUUAUGCUGCUCGUUGGACACUAAACAAGAGUCCUAUUUGGACAGAGACACUUAAACUUCAUACUGGUUUCUCAAAAGCACAACUUAUGGAUUGUGCUAAGCUACUCGUGCAUUAUCACUCUAAAGCUGCAAAAGACAAACUUCAAGUUGUAUACCAAAAGUACUCAAAUCCUCAACGAGAGAGUGUUGCACUUCUUCCACCGGCAAAAGAUCUCUUAAUCGGUGACACUUCAACCAUUGUAGCGAAGAACACAGUUUAAUUCAGUACUUUACUGGAAUUCAGUUUAAGAAGUUUAUGUUGGUCACACUUCUUAGUGAAUGCUAUUGCAACUGUAUAUAACUACUACAAAGUUGCAUGAUUGAUUUUUUUUUUUGAAAAGAGUUUCGUUGUUCAAAGGAUGAUUAAAUUUAAUGAUUGAGAUAUAACAGGUACUGUCAAUCUUAUGACAAAAUAUAUUAAUUGAUUUGCAAAA